Molecule: messenger RNA, 782 nt
Organism: Thamnophis elegans (Western terrestrial garter snake)
Lineage: Eukaryota; Metazoa; Chordata; Lepidosauria; Squamata; Natricidae
Product: probable U6 snRNA-associated Sm-like protein LSm4
Exons: 3
Source: RefSeq, a predicted model, not a curated record
AGCGUGAGGAGGACGAAAAAAAAGGCGGCGGAAACCGGGCCGGCGGCGGCGGCGAAGGCAGGGCCUCCGCGAAGGAAGCGGCGCCCGCCCGUAACCGCCGAAAGGGAAGAAAAGCCAGCUACGGGCCGCCGGGGAAGGCGGGAGCGGAAACGGAAACGGAGGAGAGGAAGGGGCGGGGCCAGCGGGAGAGGCGGCGACAGCAGCAGCAGCGGCGGCGGCGGCGGCGGCGGCGGGAGCAGCGCGCGCGCCUGCCUGGAUCCUGGUCGCGAGGAGGAGGCGGCGGAGGAGGAUGUGGCGCGCGGAGGGGAAAUGGCCGCCGAAAACAAGCCGGAAGAUGAUCAUGGGAACAGCAACGGAAGUCAUGUAAAAAUCUUUUUACCGAAAAAGCUCCUUGAAUGUCUGCCAAAAUGUUCCAGUUUACCAAAAGAGAGACACCGUUGGAACACAAAUGAGAGAUCUUGACGCAGCCGCCAUUUUGGAAUUCUUUUUAAUAAUGUGACCCUUCACCUUUGAUCCCCUGACCUGCAUUAUCUUGGUAACCAUUUCAUUUUUUUUUAAUUUAAUUUUUCAUAUAUAUUUUUUUAAUUUAUUUACUUAAAUAUUUUCUUUUCGUUUGGUUUGGUGUGUUAAGCUUUGUAACAUUUCACCUUCUUAAAAUUGUAACAUUCUUUGGACGUCCCUAAAUAUAAAAUACUCUUUUGUUUUGACUGUAAAUGUUGUAAAUGUGUUCAGUCUCAUUUUCCUUUGAUUAAAAUUCAUUUUGAGUUUUUUCUUUAAAAAAA